This is a messenger RNA of Emiliania huxleyi CCMP1516, 750 nucleotides long. RefSeq lists its product as hypothetical. The record is from RefSeq and is a predicted model, not a curated record. The transcript has a single exon. NCBI's taxonomy places the organism in Eukaryota, Haptophyta, Isochrysidales, Noelaerhabdaceae. Bases 1 to 750 code for a protein of 249 amino acids.
AUGCUGCGAGCCGCGCUCGCCCUGCUCUGCGCCGCGCUGCCCGGCGGCAUCCGUGCGUUUGCCCCCAGCGACUGCGCGUGCGCGGUGGUGCGACCCGCGUCUGGCUCGCUCGAAGGCCUCUGCAUCGCACCACUGCCUCCGAUGGAACAAGAAGAGCUGGACCGCAUCUGCACGUGCCAUGCCGCACCUGGGGCCGUCUCAGCAUGGCUGGGCCGCGUCCAGGAAACCCCAAUCGAUUGCGAUGCAGCAGCGGACGACGCGCUGAGGCGGGGGCUGAUGAGGCUCAAGGCCCCCGGCAGCGCGCACGCCGUCGCCGCCGCGGCGCAGGGGGGUCCGCUGCCGGUCUUCUGCUCCGACUCCGACGAGGCCAUACAGGCGUGGGCUGCAAACCACAGCACCCCGGUCGCGGACGACCCCUACGUCACGACGGGGGCCCUGCAGAGCUCAACCACGAUCAAAAGCGAGCUCAACCCCAUGGACACGCCGUUCGUGUGCCACGAGGAAGGCGACAACUUCUUCCUCUGCCACGAGACUCCGGGCGCCAAGCUUUACCCGGUGGUUGGCGCGGAGGGGAAGUUCGACGUGCUGUGCCACCCGGCGUCGGCGCUCGACGACGUGGCAGUCUUGGUUCAAGGGUUACUGGCCCGCAAACAGAGCAACAUGCUUGCAACCGGGCCGUCCACCGCCGUGGAGGACAGCUACUGCCAUGCUUUGGGCAACGGCACCCUUGUGUGGACCCUUGCACGCUAG